UCGACAUCGAAAUGUUGACGCUAUUGUAUACGCAAGAUCCUUUAGACUCGGUUUAUAUACAUGAUCCCUUUCGGCAACAACAACAAACGUGGGAAACGUUGCACUCUUUCUAGAAACCUGAAGGAAAGAAAUCAUGGAUGACGAAGCUGAGACUUACAAGCUUUGGCGUAUCCGUAAGACCAUCAUGCAGCUCUGCCACGACCGUGGGUACUUAGUAACACAAGAUGAAUUGGAUCAGACACUUGAUCAAUUCAAGGAGCAGUUUGGAGACAAACCAUCAGAGCGUCACCCUGCAAGAUCAGACCUGAUUGUGCUAGUAGCCCACAAUGAUGAUCCAACAGAUCAGAUGUUUGUUUUCUUCCCAGAUGAACCAAAGGUGGGGGUACGAACAAUCAAGACUUAUUGCACCAGGAUGCAGGAAGAGAAUAUUCAACGUGCUAUCAUUGUUGUGCAGUCAGGAAUGUCUCCAUCUGCCAAACAGGCUUUAGUCGACAUGGCACCCAAGUACAUCCUUGAACAGUUUUUAGAAUCUGAGUUGCUGAUCAACAUCACAGAGCACGAACUUGUACCAGAACAUGUGGUCAUGACAGCAGAAGAGAAAACAGAGUUGCUUCAGAGAUAUAAGCUGAAGGAUAAUCAGCUUAUGAGAAUCCAGGCUGGAGAUCCAGUGGCACGGUAUUUUGGCCUGAAACGUGGGCAGGUAGUGAAAAUUAUUCGACCAUCUGAAACUGCUGGACGGUACAUUUCAUAUAGACUAGUGGUGUGAUUUUUUCUUUUUUAGUUUAUAAGGCUUAUCUUUUUUUAUGACUAACAUGUUGCCCAAAAUAAAGUCAUGGUAAAAACAA
Penaeus vannamei (Pacific white shrimp) is the source of this 845-nucleotide messenger RNA. RefSeq names its product DNA-directed RNA polymerases I, II, and III subunit Rpb5 (gene Polr2E). Gene Ontology annotation, molecular function: DNA binding. Lineage: Eukaryota; Metazoa; Arthropoda; Malacostraca; Decapoda; Penaeidae. Gene Ontology annotation, biological process: DNA-templated transcription. The record is from RefSeq and is a predicted model, not a curated record. Gene Ontology annotation, cellular component: RNA polymerase I complex; RNA polymerase II, core complex; RNA polymerase III complex.